This is a messenger RNA of Strongyloides ratti, 417 nucleotides long. Its product is annotated as Cornichon family-containing protein. Gene Ontology annotation, biological process: vesicle-mediated transport. The record is from RefSeq and is a predicted model, not a curated record. NCBI's taxonomy places the organism in Eukaryota, Metazoa, Nematoda, Chromadorea, Rhabditida, Strongyloididae. The coding region runs from base 1 to 417 and encodes 138 amino acids. The transcript has 3 exons.
AUGUUAAUGAACAUUAUUAAUGUCAUAACAACUAUAAUACAAUUGCUUUAUUGUGUUGGAGGUUGCCUAGUAUCUGUUGCUUCUGUAAUUCUAUUAUGUGAUCUUCAAAAAAGUAGUGAAAAUCCAUUAGUUAUAUCAGCAAUACUUAAUAAGAUAAACAUACCUAUAUUUUUUGGAAAUAUUAUUAUAUAUCUACUUACAAUAAUAAAAAGGCAAUACUUACAUCUUAUGUUAAUUACACCAUUAACACUUUGGCAUAUUUGGAAAAUUUGGAAAAGAUCUCCUUACAAUUAUGAUUUCUAUGAGAGUACCAAAAUUUUGAGAAGAGAUGAAAAUAAAAAAUAUAUACGGGAAUGGAUAUUUAAAGGAGGUUAUUAUUCAAUGAUGGUAAUUAUUUACAGUAAAGAAUUUUUUUAA